Arabidopsis thaliana (thale cress) is the source of this 210-nucleotide messenger RNA. RefSeq names its product Defensin-like (DEFL) family protein. NCBI's taxonomy places the organism in Eukaryota, Viridiplantae, Streptophyta, Magnoliopsida, Brassicales, Brassicaceae. The record is from RefSeq and is marked reviewed. Bases 1 to 210 code for a protein of 69 amino acids. Gene Ontology annotation, cellular component: extracellular region. The transcript has 2 exons.
AUGUCUUGUUUUAGCUUUCUAGUAUAUUUUCUUCUCUUUAUAGUAACAAAAAUGUCUCAGUCACCUUUGUCUCAAAGCUCUCAUGAAUUCACCGUCGUCUCACCUUAUCUAUCAUGUUUUGGCAUUGAGGAAUGUCUAUUUUAUUUGUAUUUUAAACUUUAUGAUCUUUGUGUUAUCCUACUUUGUACUUGGUUUGAUUUAAGUGAAUGA